Megalops cyprinoides (Indo-Pacific tarpon) is the source of this 1404-nucleotide messenger RNA. RefSeq names its product lysyl oxidase-like 5b (gene loxl5b). Gene Ontology annotation, molecular function: copper ion binding; protein-lysine 6-oxidase activity. The transcript is spliced from 7 exons. The record is from RefSeq and is a predicted model, not a curated record. The coding region runs from base 1 to 1404 and encodes 467 amino acids. Lineage: Eukaryota; Metazoa; Chordata; Actinopteri; Elopiformes; Megalopidae. Gene Ontology annotation, biological process: peptidyl-lysine oxidation.
AUGGCAAAGUUUGAGAUUUUAGUUCUGUACCUGCUGCAGGGUUUGGUUUGUUUCAGCACUGGGCAGGGACAGACGCGACAGCGCAUCGGACCAUGGAAGCACAGGAUUCAAUGGGAAAAUAACGGCCGGGUGUACAGCUUACUGAGCACUGGCUCACAAUAUCACCCGCCAGUACCCGCAAGAAGGACUUCUCAGGUGUACCUGAGCACCGCAACCGAAAACAGCAGCCACCGUGUACCUGGAACACUAGACACUGGCUCCAGAACAAAUGCCACAACCCCAGAGACUAUUUCAGAAUUCUCGGGUAACGGGAUACCGCGAGGUGGAGAGACGGCCACACGAGAUGACAGCAGCGUGCUGGUUCCGAUCAGGAGUCCUCCACGGACUGGUUGGCCCACAGCUGGUGGCAUCCGGCAGCAGAUUCGACCACACAACAGCGCGUCGGUUGCCGGGGGGUCUAGAACGGAAUUCAGUGACAAUUCAGAUGGCAACACACGAGCAAGUGUGCAGCAGUUGAAUCUGCGAGAUACUGACAGAGGCCCCCAACUUGCCACUCCCGUUAGGAUACAAAACAAUGACAAUCCCACAAAUAACGACAAUGGGAAUGAUAUACAGUCAGACCCUGACGUAACAAGAAACCCGGGAAAUACGACUGAGGAAGAUCCACAGAACGCCUCAAACAAUCAGCGGAAUACAGUUUUCUACAACAUCUAUCCGCCUAACGGGAGAACGAGACCGCACCGUCCGCCAAGUUCCGGAUACGGUACCAGAUACUUUCACAACGGACUGCCCGACCUGGUUCCAGACCCUUAUUACAUCCAAGCAUCAACUUACAUCCAGCGCGUGCAGAUGUACGCGCUGCGGUGCGCAGCAGAAGAGAACUGCCUGGCCAGGUCAGCGUACAGGCCCAGCACCAGAGACCUGGACUACAGGGUGCUGCUGCGGUUUCCACAGAGAGUGAAGAAUCAGGGGACUGCAGACUUCCUCCCUGUGAAACCCAGACACCUGUGGGAGUGGCACAGCUGCCAUCAGCACUACCACAGUAUGGACGCCUUCAGUAACUACGACCUGCUGGACUUCUCCACCGGUCAGAAGGUGGCGGAGGGACACAAAGCCAGCUUCUGCCUGGAAGACACAGGCUGCGACCCGGGCGUCCGCCGGCGCUACGCCUGCACGGCUCACACACAGGGAUUGAGUCCUGGUUGCUAUGACACCUACCACGCCAACAUUGACUGUCAGUGGAUUGACAUCACGGAUGUGCCUCCAGGGAAUUACAUACUCAAGGUCACGGUCAACCCCAACUUCCUCGUGCAGGAGACCGAUUUUUCCAACAACGUUGUGAGGUGUGACAUCACUUACACGGGCUCUCACGUGCAAACGCGCAACUGCAGGAUAACGGGGUGA